AUGAAGAGCUACGACGGCUGCUGGACGUGCCGGCUGAGGAAGAAGCGGUGCGAUGAGAUACAGCCAGUGUGCGGGAACUGCUCAGCGCUGCAAAUUACCUGCCACUUCGGUGACGAGAAGCCGUCAUGGAUGGACAACGGACUUGGGCAGAAAGAGAAAGCUGAAGAGGUCAAGCGAGAGGUUAAGAGUGCUGCCGCGCGCCGUCGUGGGACCCUGCCGAUGGAUGUCCUUGCCGACAAGGACGCUGGGCUGGCUACGGGCGGACUGAAGCGACAGAGUGCGUCGACAAAGUGCCCGCCCUUUCACGCCGAGCCGACUCCAGACUCCAGUCCUGGUUGGGCCUCUACGCAUACACAAUUUAGCACAACAUUGAGCAAGGCCCACCCAGAUUCCUGGAAUACGCUGGAUAGGUUGUAUAUAAGCAACUCCUCUGAUAGGGAACCAGGGGUCUCAGAGCUCGACCGCCGCUUCAUGAUGUUCUACUUUGACCACUUCUUCCCGUUUCUAUUCCCCUUUUACCAGCCCCUUCUGCUUGAGGGUGGGCGUACCUGGGUCAUGGAGCUUGUUGCAGGCGACCAAGCCAUGUGGCACACCACACUUUGCCUUAGCACAUACUUUGUCUCAGUCGCCCUGGAUGGCACUGUAUCAGGGCCCAACGUAUGCAAGUCACUUGCUUGGGAAAAGCUUCUGAAGCAGAUGGGUGUAACCUUCAUGAUGCUCCAGCGCAACCUCCAGGAAGUUGCUUCAAGUAAUACGCAGGAGCUGAUAGUCAAGACCUCCCGAAUUAUGGGAAGCAUUAUCCAGCUACAACGGUUCGAGAUCUCGGUCGGGAACUUCGAGAAUUGUCAAAAGCACCUUGGUGCGGCCAUUACGCUGUUCAGACAGAUUUUUUGGGCUGUAGAGAAUGUCAUCGACCGCGGCGAGCUGCCUACUUUCUACGGCGUCCUGAAUCAUAUGGGACGGCCACUCUGGGCUAUAACGUCUCAACAGAGCGGAGCCUGGAACUCCGAUCAAGCAGCUUUCCGAUUUUACUCCGCACUUCUGAUCGUGGAUGACAUUAUCGCCAGCACAUGCAUGGAGGAACCGCCUAGAUUGCGCGAGUAUCACGCUCGGCUCCUCACGAACGGCGGCAGCUCCGAUGAGAGGCCUCCUCUGAACCUCGAGGACUUUAUCGGCUGCGAGAACUGGGUCAUGUUGCAGAUCGGCGAGAUAGCUGCGCUCGACGCGUGGAAGAAGUCAACAAAAAGGGCCGGGAGGCUGGAUAUGAUGGAGCUGGUGGCGCGCGCGUCGGCAAUCAAGCAAGUACUGCUCGGUAACCUCGCGCGCCUCGACGCCCCAGCAAACACGCCCAAGACCAACUGGCUCGGCUUGUUCACCCUCUAUAAUGACCAGUUACCGCCUAUGCCGGGCGGCUGCACCGCCUUCGUCACCCGUGUCUGGGCGCAUGCCGCAUUGCUCUACCUCUCAGUUGUGGUCUCUGGGUGGCAGCCUGGGAGCGCUGCAAUCCGAGAGAACGUGGUGCGAACACUAGCGCUGCUGGAACAGAUGCCGGCACCCGAGCUGCUGCGGACCAUGGUGUGGCCCUUCUGCAUGGUCGGCUGCUUGGCCGAGCCAGGGGAGGAAUACCGCUUUCGGGUCAUGGCGGAUGCACUGGUCCCGCAUCGACUUUUUGGGGCCGCGCGGAAGGCACUGGAGAUUAUGGAGAACGUCUGGAAAUGCAGAGGCGAGCUGGCCAUUGACACAGACUUUGCGGCGUGCGUCUGCAGCUUGGGGUAUAUGUCCCUAUUGGUCUGA
Talaromyces proteolyticus is the source of this 1794-nucleotide messenger RNA. RefSeq names its product fungal-specific transcription factor domain-containing protein. Gene Ontology annotation, molecular function: DNA-binding transcription factor activity, RNA polymerase II-specific; transcription cis-regulatory region binding; zinc ion binding. Lineage: Eukaryota; Fungi; Ascomycota; Eurotiomycetes; Eurotiales; Trichocomaceae. Gene Ontology annotation, cellular component: nucleus. Gene Ontology annotation, biological process: positive regulation of transcription by RNA polymerase II. The transcript has a single exon. Bases 1 to 1794 code for a protein of 597 amino acids. The record is from RefSeq and is a predicted model, not a curated record.